UAAUGGUCACAUUGGCAGUUGUUUGGUUUGGCGUUUAAUAUUUAGAUAUUUUGGCCGAAACGAAUCUGUAAAUAUCUUAGGAAUAAUAAGAUGUUCAUGAAAUUCCCACUUUUAAAGUGAAAGCCAAUGACCUAAAGAGUUCUAUGUGAAUAGUAUUUUAAAAGUAGGCCAUUUGCAGUCUAACGGAUUUGGUUACCGGAUUUAGUGAAGUGUGAAUUUCGAAGUGUUGAAUUCAUGAUAGAAGAAGUUAGUGGUCAUGGCAGAAAAUGAUGAUUAUUUAGAGACGAUUGACAACAAUCAUUUAGACGGGACGAACGGAUCCCUAAACAUGACUGACAAUAGUCUUGGAGGUGGUGAUGAAGCUGCUGGUAGUGAAGUGCCAGAUUUGGCGGCAAUCAAAGCCCGUGUGCGGGAAAUGGAAGAGGAGGCCGAAAAACUAAAACAAAUGCAGACUGAGGUGGACAAGCAGAUGAGUAUGGGUAGCCCACCAGGACUCACAAGUCCAUUAAACAUGUCCAUCGAGGAGAAGAUAGAGGCAGAUAACAGAUCAGUGUACGUCGGCAACGUGGACUACGGCGCCACUGCUGAGGAGCUAGAACAGCACUUCCACGGAUGUGGAUCUAUUAAUAGGGUUACGAUAUUAUGUAAUAAGUUUGAUGGCCAUCCUAAAGGAUUCGCCUACAUAGAAUUUGGGGACAAAGACAGUGUCCAGACAGCAAUGGCUAUGGACGAAUCGUUAUUUAGAGGGCGGCAAAUUAAGGUGAUGCCGAAGCGCACGAACAAGCCAGGCUUGUCGACGACGAACCGGCCGCCGCGCGCCAUGCGAGGCCGCGGCCGCUCGUUCCGCGGGGGCUUCUCACCGUACUACUCGGGCUACCGGCCCGUGCGCCGCGGCAGAGGUUACAGGCGCGGCAUGUAUUACUCUCCGUACUGAGUGCGGUAGAGGGGGGGCGCCCCCGCCGCCGCGCGGUAGCUUUGUGCGAGUGUGCGGUAUAGCUAAGUUAGUGUGUGGACGCCGGGACGUCGACCUGACUAUAGCUGCUCGCCCGCGCCCUGCGCCACUGGACUCUAGCUCUACCUUUUACCUUUACUUUCUAAACGUCGUCUGUUACGAUUAUGUAGGUAAGGAAAAUAUACGGACUCCGGUGUAUUAUGACGGAUCGCGUUAAGGAAAUAUGAAUUUUAUUUUUAUUUGUAUAAAAUUACUGACAUGAAGUGACUGUUUUGAAAAUGUGCUGUUUUGAUUGUGAACAAAAAAUACUUCAUAGGACUCGAUUAUAGGGAAGUGCAUAGAGUAAGUAGUCUAGGAUAUAGAUAUUGAAAAUAUACCAUGUAAACUUCCACUGCUGAUCGGCUGUAUGUUUGAUUCUGUACCUACACUUAGAUAAGGUUGAAAUGUCGUCUUUGAUUCUGGUUUUGUAUUAUAUUUGCCUUGAAGAUGUCAUAAUUUUUGUGAAUACAUAUAGUAUUUUGGUAAUCAUUGUUCAUAUCGCAGUUUAGGUGUUUAGUGAAGUAAGGGUCAUAUUGUAGCUAUUGUGAGUGCCACAAGGCUGUUAGGAAUGCUAGUAUACAGUUAAUUCGCAGUAUGAAGUAUUUUAGAAAUGUAAUGAUCGGUGAUCAUAUCGAAUGUACGUGCAACAUUGUCGUGCAGUGUUCCCACCAACGUGCAUGGAUCGCGCCGCCUCGCGCCUGCCUCUAGGAAUAGUUAUAUUACGAAACGCUAACAUAGGACUUUACAGAAAUUAAAUAAUUUGUUUCUAAUAUCAUGUAUUGACAUAGUUAGUUACAUUUUCACUUGUUUCAGAAUUACUAUAAUUUGUGACUGUAUCUACAUUGUGUUUUGUUAUUUCAUCUCAAUGUUUGUGUAUGAUAAUGUUUUCGUGAUAGUAUUAGUUUGUAUUCGUCCAGAUUAUUGUUUAUAUUUUAAAAUAUUACAAUAGUAUUUAAAAUAUUAUUGAAGUAUUAGAAAUUAAAAAAUUUGGUUGCUUUUAUUUGGUAUGUAUACUAAUUGUAAUUCGUAUUUAUUCUUCUUAUUGUAAAGUACAAUGUACACGUAUGAACAUUUAUAAUACAUGCCUGUAUAAUAAUUGUUUCGUUUUCUAAAAAAAAGGUAAAAUUGCACUUUGAAAAGCUCGAAAGAAACAAGUGAAAGGAGAAAAAUGAAAUGAAAAUAAUUUAAGAAUAAUUUUAAGAACGGA
Spodoptera frugiperda (fall armyworm) is the source of this 2198-nucleotide messenger RNA. RefSeq names its product polyadenylate-binding protein 2 (gene Pabp2). The transcript has 7 exons. The coding region runs from base 257 to 934 and encodes 225 amino acids. NCBI's taxonomy places the organism in Eukaryota, Metazoa, Arthropoda, Insecta, Lepidoptera, Noctuidae. Gene Ontology annotation, molecular function: RNA binding. The record is from RefSeq and is a predicted model, not a curated record.